AUGGCUUUCUUCAGCCACAAGGAGAUCGACUCGUGGAAUGGCAACUACAAAGAGACGAACCUCGACUGCGUUGGCUACACAGGCGCCGUCGUCGGCGUCCUUGGCGACCGGGCGAUUGUGCUCGGUGGGCGGGAGACGCCGGGCGAAGACUUCAACGAGAGCGCGCUCGUGCUUGUUUUUGAUCUAACGAGCGAGCGGAUCCUGUACGAUUACGACGUCCAGGGCCGCAUCUCCCGGCGCAUCGGCCACCGUCUUGCGGCGCUGCCGUCCAAGGCGUCGCUCUUUCUCUUUGGUGGCGAAGCUGUUUCGACCGACAAGCAUGCCUACGAGAGCUUGGACGACGUGUACAAGCUUCAACUGGACGCCAACGUCCUCACGAUCGAAGCGGUGCCGCGAAAGACCGAGGACGAGGCGCCGGCGCCGCGCGCGUGGCACUCGCUCACGCUUGUCAAGUACCGUCCCGCCCAAGACGCGACCAAGACGACCAAGGGCCAGGCCGCGCCGGUGGUCAGCGAGCCCGAGGAGGCGCUUUUGCUGCUCGGUGGCCGGAGCUCGGUGGCGCCAACGCACAUGAAAGAC
Molecule: messenger RNA, 579 nt
Organism: Saprolegnia parasitica CBS 223.65
Lineage: Eukaryota; Oomycota; Saprolegniomycetes; Saprolegniales; Saprolegniaceae
Exons: 4
Molecular function (GO): protein binding
Source: RefSeq, a predicted model, not a curated record